Molecule: messenger RNA, 6621 nt
Organism: Chelmon rostratus (copperband butterflyfish)
Lineage: Eukaryota; Metazoa; Chordata; Actinopteri; Chaetodontiformes; Chaetodontidae
Gene: sh3tc2
Product: SH3 domain and tetratricopeptide repeats 2
Exons: 22
Coding region: 1141-5865 (1574 amino acids)
Biological process (GO): regulation of intracellular protein transport; regulation of ERBB signaling pathway
Cellular component (GO): recycling endosome
Molecular function (GO): protein binding
Source: RefSeq, a predicted model, not a curated record
UUCAUUGUGCAAGCCAGUGCUCUCAUAUGUCAAGAAAAAUGCAUUUUUACUCCAAAUACAGUUUCAUUUGACCAUCGCUAUUGAGGAAUGUCAUUAGCGCCUGAAUGAACACACUGCGCUAAGGCAUUACCAGCCAAUUACAGCAGCUUACCUCCAUCAAACAAGAGGCCCCUGUCUACACUCUCUGUGAUGCAGCAAAACUCAAAAGAAGAAGAAAUUCAGACUGUGGUGAGCCAUUGUUGCAUUACAGCCUGUCUCCUUCUCAGGUGGUCAAGGGUCGCAUGACCUUCUGACCUUCUUGCAAUGGCACAGUUUGUAGUACACACAUCCUUCUUUAUUGUCCACAUCAUAAUGAAGCCUUGGACAGUCAAAACCAUCGUGGACUCUCUCACCAUCCAGUCUCCGUCUUGGUCUUCUUCGUGGUGGCCUUCCAGUGUAGGAUGAUGUUGUCCUGUGUGCUUAUGUGAUAUCAUCUGUCUGUUGCCCAUGUGAUGGCAGAGAGUGGAGCUGUGUUGAGCUGCAUGAUGUGGAUUAGGUGAUCCUUCAUCUAUGCCACUGGGCGACUCUCACCCCCCUUGCUGUGACCUUGCAGCCCGUCCCUGUGUGGCAUUGCCUUACAGUGGCUCAGCAAUACAUUCUCCCAGCAACACACACAAAAGACACACACAUUGUCUUUGUGACACACAUUCUGUGCAUUUUUUCACUGACCCACACACACACACACACACACACACACACACACACACACACACACACAUACUGUAGGGAAUGCACAGGGAAACUCUCACUGAGGCCUGCCCCCCACACACUCAUACCAAUCGCAGAAAGUGCUUUGUGCAUUCACUGACUGGGCAGCUACUGAAGAGAGAGAGAGAGGGAGAGAAGCUGGUGGGAGGAGGGAGAUGGAGACAGCAAGAGACAGAGGGAUUACAAAGAGAAGCAGACCCAGACAGAUAGAGAAGAAGAAGAGAUAAGGUCUGCAGAGGGACAGAGGAGACACAUCCAGUAAACAGUAACUGGUGGAAAGACAGAGUGAGCAGGGCAGGAAAGGGAAUACAGAAAUAGGAAGGGAAGCAGGGCUUGUCCAGGAGAGAGGAAGAGAGUAAGUUGUUGUUAAAGAGGCUGGGGGGAACUGAUGGGAUGGCAUUGAUCUCUGGGAGCUGCCGGCUCUUGGGCCAGAUGGCGUCUUGUUGCUGCAGACCGCUGCUCAACUCCUGCUGUGGACCGUUCAUCAAAGUCUGCCUCUCCUCCUUCACAGACAUCUCUCCUGCUGAGCUGGAUGCUCUUUGGAGGGAACCACCGUAUACUCUUGGGGCAUCAAACGAACACUUCUCAGGAAAUGACAUCAUGACUCAAGGUGCAGGUGAGGAGGAGGGCGGUCUAGUGGUGGAAUCGGGUGAAGGAGGGGUGGAGCCUGACAACUACUGGAAGAAGAAAGAGGCCUUCCUUCGAGGAAGUACUGUGUCAGUGGGAGACAAAUUCUCCUCAGAAAUUGUGCUGCUGUUCACCGGGCGGAGGCGCUCCAAUGUGGAUCCUGACCGGGCCCUGCAGGAGGCACUGCGCACACGACUGAGGGUGGUGGAGAGCAACAGCCAGGAUGUCAUCCAGCUCUUUAAAGACUUGUCUGCACGUCUGGUGUCUGUCCAUGCAGAGAAGGACAGCUUCGUGCUCACAUUCAAGACUGUGGAGGAAAUCUGGAAGUUUUCAACUUACCUCGCAUUAGGUUACGUGGCUCGCUGCUUGGAGAACUUCCUGUGCGAUCAGUCCUUCUGGCUGGACGCAGAGCUGCUCAGUGACCUGGAGAUCAAUGUGACUGUGGACGAGGAACAUCUGGCCACCCUCUACCUGGGACUUUUACUCCAGGAGGGAUCUUUCUUUGCGAAGGCACUAUUCACAAGAAGUGAGCAGGAUGAGGAAGACGAAGAGCAGCUGUCGUUCAAGAAGAAUGACUUGCUGAUGGUACGGGACACGGGGCAGGACAACAUGUGGGAGGGCACCAUGCUCUCUACAGGAAACCACGGCCAGGUGCCAGUCAACGCCAUGCAACCGCUGCCUUACCCCUUCUAUCAGUGGUUCCUGAGGAAGUACCCAAGCAAUGGUGGAUGCUCGCCAACAGAAAAGGAAGCAUUUGAACAUUCUAUCGUGACAGGCUCCUGUGUAGCAGUGGUUGACUACAGUCCAAUGGCCCCAGAUGAGCUUCAGCUAAGUCAAGGUGACGUUGUGCAGAUCCAGGGUCUACUGGUCCGAGGCCUGGACGUUUUCAUAGGAUUGCACACUUCCACAGGUCACACUGGUUUCAUACACAAGGCUCAUGUCAAGCCCCUGGACACCAUACCCCUAUACAGACAAUUGGUCUUUCUGACUGAGGAGGAGAGGGCCAGCCUGGCUCAGGUUAACCCAUGUAGCUCUGAGCCAAGUGACAGCGGCCUGCUGGAAAGGCUCUUCUCGUCUGAUAUCAGCUCUGUGUACAGGCUAGAUAGACUGGAUGCGAGUGACUUCAUGUACAUCAAGAAUCAGCCAAAACAUGAUCAUAAUGUUCCUAUGAGCGCCCGUCAGAGCGUCGUGUCAGAGAGAAGUGGAGGGACGCCCCCGUACCACUCCUCUCCUCGCCCCUCUCUGUCUCACUCCCAUCCCCGUCUGUCAAUCUAUCAGUCCCACAAUCCUCUGCCACAGGAGGGAGAGCGCCUGUCUUUCACCCUGGAUGACACAUUCAGAGAGCUGGACGAGUUCCAGGAAGACCCACCUCUCUUCUUAGAGGAGAACAGCUGGGAGGGGGAGGACUCCGAGCACAGUGACCCAACACUGACCCUGCUCAACCACGAACACUUUCAGGAGGACUUCCUGCCCCUGUACGACCUGCAGUACUCCUUCCUGUGGGUGACCUUCAGUGGUAAGACUGAGGACGAGCUAUCAGGACACCUAGAGAGCGUCAGGGAGAGCGCCAAGAGGAUGGGCAUGCACUGGGCACAUCGACGGGCGUGCUUCCUCCUGGGAAGACUCUGUGCUAGGAAGUUAAAGUUCUCCCAGGCUCGUGUGUACUAUGAGGAGGCUCUCAGUGUUCGAGUGGACAGUUUCUCUGACACGCCGCUCCUCGUCGCUCUCUUCACUAACCUCACCGCCGUCUACCUGAAGCAGCGCAUGACAGACAAACUGCCCCAGACUCUGGAGAAGGCCAGUGCCUUGCUCCUCUGUCUCCCCUGCCACACCUUCACCUCCAUGGACGAGGUUGAACUGCUGAAGCUGCUCCUGAGGAGAUCAGUGGUGAUGGGGGAUAAACAGCUGGAGGCUCGCGUCUGCUACCUCAUCUCCAGCCUCUUCCUGCGUCUCAGGAAGACCGAUGAUGCCCUUCCCUUUGUUGAACGACUCCAGUUCCUCUCAGUGACUCUCUCUGCCGCCGAGGGCGGCCCCAUAGUUCCUGUGGACCUCAACUGGCUCUUGAGCUGGCUCUAUCAUUGUAAAUACAUGCCUUACUUGGUACUGGCCUCUCUGAGCCUGGACUCGAGACGAGACCACUCCCUUCACGAUGCUUUCCAGAGGAUUGAAUUGUUUAUCAAGAACUCUGUUCGCCUGAACCCGUGCUGGAAGGAAGGAACCUCCCUUCUCCCUGCCCAGAUUGUGGUUUACCUCCAGCAGGCCCUGGCUAUAGCUGAGCAAGGGGAGGACAUGAAGACCCAGAGGGAUCUGUGUCAGGGCUUGGCCUCAGUCUAUCAGCAGUACGAUGCUCUAGAUAAGGCAGUGCGCUGUGCUCAACAAGCUGUGGAGACAGGAGGCCACAUCAAUGAGGAGGAGGGCUUUGAGGCCUCUGUGCUGCUCGGGUGGCUGCUGGUGUUGACAGGCCAGGCUGAGAGGGCCCAGAGUGUCCUGCAGCCGCUGCUCACAUCACUCCAGGGCACAGACAGUCCCACACAGCGAGGGGUGAUUCACAACCUCUUGGCUUUGUGUCUGAGGCGGCAGGGUCGGGUCCCAGAGGCGGGCUGGCAUCUCCACUCUGCCUUAGUAAUCUCCAGGGAAAGUGGAAACCAGAGGAACCAGGCCCUGGCACUGGCCAACCUGGGCUGCCUGGCACUGGAUGCGGGCGCAUCUUGGGUAGCAGAACGCUUCCUGGUCAGAUCCCUGCAUCUUUUUCUGGAGCUCUGGGAAAGCCCCACGGACGAGGAGCACGUUCAGACCUACCUCUGGCUGGGACGUAGCUACAAAGACAGGGGGAAGACUCACGACGUCAGGGCCUGUUAUGAAAUGGGGCUCCUUAUUGCACUACAUGCCAGAAACUUACACAGUCAGAUGGUGGUGGCCAAGGUCCUGAGUCGGCUGUAUGCUGACAUGCUGCUGUACGGCCAGAGUAUCGUCUACAAUGAGCACUGUGUUUCAGUAUCCAGAGAGCUAAAGGACAAGAGGCUAGAGGGAGAGUAUCUGGAAAUCCUCAGCAGCCUCUACCUGUCGCUCAACACUGAAAGAUCAUCUCGCAAAUCCCUGGACUACACCAAGCAGAGCCUGAGGAUUUCUAUUGAUCUGGGCAAGAGGGAGGAAGAGUCAGAGACGUGGCUUCAGGUGGGACGCAUCUAUUACCUGAUCCAGGAGGACGAGCUGGCUGAUAUGUACCUGCAGGCAGCCGUGAAGACAGCCCUCAGGAUGAAUGACCCUCACUUUGCCAUGAGCAUCUACGAGGAAGCCGGAGACGUCUACUUCAAAGGCCACAGGAACCAGAUGGCUUCACUGCCUUUCUACAGAGAUGGCAGUCUGCCGUUUGCCCGGAGCAUCAAGGAUAUCCAUUCAGAGUUCCGUUUGUUGAGUAAACUGACAGAGCUGUUAAUGAACCAGGGAGAGCAGGAGGAGGCUCUGCAGUACGCAACACUGGCUGUCCAGAUCGCCGGAAAAACAGGUGUGCAUGUGAAUGAGAGGACAGCCUACCACCGGCUGGCUACAGUCUACUACAGCCUGCAGCAGUAUGAGAUGGCAGAAAACUACUACCUCAAGUCCCUGUCGCUCUGUCCACCCGUCAUGCAGCACCCAAUGGAGGCUCGCUACUACACCAAGAUCUACUGCAGACUAGGAAAUCUCACGCUACACAAACUGAAGGACGCCUUUGAUGCCCUGGGCUACUUCCAGUUGGCUCUGGCAGCGGCCCUGGAGGACCAGGCUAACCCCGAGGCCCUGUAUGUGGUGUACAUGAAGCUGGCCGAGAUCCACGGCAACCACAUGCCCGAUGCUCAGCUGUGCCAAGUUUACAGAGACAGAGCCCGGAGUCUGAAGGGGGUUCUGGCUGGAGAGGGAGGCGUUGCUGUUGGAGAGGAAAGCGUGGACGAUGCGGUGACAGAGCCCGGCCGCAAGGGAGAAAAGGACUCAGGUGCUGGUGUGAAAUGUGCAGAAAGUUUUUUCACUUCUUCGCCUGAAAAUGAAAAAUGUGAAGAACACUCAUUUCCAAGAACUUGCAUAAUGCAUGGAGACGCAGAGGAUGCAUGCACAGACACUAAUAAGGGAGAUACUAAUAGGAAAGAAGAUCACAGCAUUAAUCUUCCUGAUACAGAAGGCACUUUUGUGGACGCCACUGGGUCUGAGACAGAGACCAUCGCCAGUCAGUCUUACAGUGACAGUAUUUUUACAGAGUCCUUUGAUACAGCGAAGGAGCAGAUCUCGGACUCCAGCAGCUCCACUGACACUUUACAGACUUACCACAAUCAGAGCGACGGGAAAGACUUUGACACGGCCCACGGCGUGCCCGCUCCUGUAGCUGUUAAUCACACAAGUGACAUAACAAGACACACUGACUCUCAAAACACAGAUUCUGAUAUUCAGGACGAGCAAAACACCCCCGCUAAAGAAAAAGAUGUCGAUCAGUCUGAUGCCGGCCAAGCAGAGAGACUGUGACAUCCGGCGACACACACACACGGACUUAGAUGACGUCUCCCAGCGGCACCUUAUGUUUUUCACUGACAUUUCCUUCGCCUGGUCACGUGUUUCUUGACCAGCAAACUGGCUCCGACGUUCCAGCCACAUGGCACUUAUUGUAGGAUAGAUGAUGUCAACACUGUUCGAGAGAUGUAGUGACUUAAAAGCAUGUGCCUUUUGUUUUGUAUGAUAUAUUCUGAGGGUAUUACAGUGCAUUGUGCUUGUAAUAUAUGUUUUUCUAAAUGUAUUUUAAAUAUCUCUGGAAGAUAUGAGUCGAGCAUAAAGAAAGUUAUUUUGUUUGCUGAGUGUUUAUUUGUGUUGUCCAUUCAAAUAUUGGAGAAAUGCGGUGGUCUUGGGCCUGGACAAGAGUAAUCACGACACACACUGAAUCAGAAAGAAUGAUAAGAGAGAAAACACAAUGAGAUUUCAGGUAUGCAAUUGCUUUUAGAGCAAAAAUUUUUCAUACUUUCAGUCCGUCUCUCAGUACCUUUGGACUGUCACACCUGUGGACAUCUGUGGCUGGCAGCUUUGAAAGCACUCAUUGAUAAAUAUUUUAAUUUAAAAAAAAAAGCACCAGUGAUUUCUUAAAACAGCUGUUCACUGUAUUUUUUAGCAAUGUAACUCAAACAGCAGGAAAUGGAGUGUGUGUUUGGGACUAUAUUCUUCGGUGGAUACAUUCAGACACUUUUGGUGAGCUUGCAGGGAGAUAUGGCAGCAAGAUGGCUUAUGUGGCUC